AAUUUUUUUUCAAAAUAAUUUUUACCCUUUAACAUAAUAAUCGUUACUUUUUCUUAUUCCCAAUUCGAAACAAAAACGCUUUAUUGGGCUUAGCUCUCUGUCAAAAAACAAUCCCCAUGUUAAUACUCAAUAUGGGUUAUAUUCGGCCCAAAAGUACUCUCUUUCGUUCUAAAAGUUUACGAUGUUAAGUUGUAUCGGAAAGCCCACUAUCCGCACGAUUCCCAAUUCCCCAGUCGAAACUGGUUGAUUGCAUCCUUCAAAAAAGAAAUUGACAAGAAGAGUUUUGAAGCAAAAAUCCGAUUCCGUUAUCCGAAACUGAUCCUUUCAAGAAGGGAAGACGACCCAGUCGGAUUCUUAACUCGGUUUUAUAGUUACAAGCUUCUGUAGUUGAGUGGAUGCGUUGCCGGAGGAAAGAGCAGAGAACGGAAUCCUCGACGAGCACGCCCUGGAUAUGUACUCGUGGUUUAAACGCAAUCUAUCUAGAAACCGAAAGUCACCGAUACCCAUCUCCUCCGCCGCCGCCGCCGCCAAUAGUAACAAUGGUAAGGAAGAAGAGGAACGGUUCUACGGAAUCACUGACCAGUUGAUCGAAUUCGUCAAGUCCUUCACUGUCGACACUUUCAAGAACUUCCCCAUUCCAGAUGCAGAUGUCGAAGGAGGGAUAGAAAAGGGAGGUGAUGGCGUAUCUGGAAACGUGAACAAUGAUCUAUCUGAGUGGCAAGAACGACACGCUGUGCUUAUCCUUUCCAAAGUCAAGGAACUGUCACAGCUGAGGUUUAGGUUAUGCCCCCGCUUAUUGAAGGAGCAACAAUUUUGGAGAAUAUAUUUCACACUAGUUUGGAAUUAUGUAGCCGAAUAUGAGCUGCAUGCUGUAAGAUUAGCUAAACUCAAGGAAAUGAGUGCCGAGAAUAAAACUCAAACCGGAACAAAUGCAGUUGAGGUAGAAAUGUCCGAGGCAAAGCCGAUUACUCUUCAUGGUGGGUCAGCUUCACCACAGCCAACUGAAAUCUGACUGAAUGUAGCACACAAGAAACAGACAGAAGUUAACUGCCCAGCAAUCUUGGCCAGAGUGUAUAAUUAUCUCCCUUUCCACCACAAAAGGCAACAAAUUUCUUCUGUAUACUGGGUCUUCACUGUAUUACUUACUGUACUUUCUAGGCUCAUAGGCUGGUAGGACCUUAGAUGAUUUUUCGGUGGUGUAUCAUUCGUUGUAAUUUAACUUUAUAUCCCAUGGAUGUUUAUUACAGAGGAUUCCAAUGGUAGAAAAAGUUUCUGAAUUUUGCUUUCUCUCCAUUGCUUGAUGACCAGUGAGAAUUACAAGUAGCAGAAGGACAAUAAGAGUCCAAACAACAAGUAGUAAAAAAGUUAGUGGGUUGCGUCGCGCAACUUGUAUAAUAGACUAAAAUACCCCUGAACCUUAGACUCUUCUAAAUUUUUUUGCACGAUCAUUUUUUUAUAACUUCUUACGAGUUCUUUCAUUAUAUUGUCAAAAAAUUAUUGAUACUUGAUGGUUUGCAAUGGCGGAAAAUUAAAUAAC
Messenger RNA from Oldenlandia corymbosa var. corymbosa, 1537 nucleotides. The record is from the annotation of a GenBank genome assembly. NCBI's taxonomy places the organism in Eukaryota, Viridiplantae, Streptophyta, Magnoliopsida, Gentianales, Rubiaceae.